Messenger RNA from Penicillium verrucosum, 915 nucleotides. It is a transcript of the gene sha1, whose product is annotated as putative calmodulin-binding protein Sha1. The record is from RefSeq and is a predicted model, not a curated record. The coding region runs from base 1 to 915 and encodes 304 amino acids. The transcript has a single exon. NCBI's taxonomy places the organism in Eukaryota, Fungi, Ascomycota, Eurotiomycetes, Eurotiales, Aspergillaceae.
AUGAAACCUCGCUUCUUAUUCGGAAGUCUCGACAUCACGUCAGGUUUUCCUCACGAAGCUCGGACUCCCCGCUCGUCGAGGCACGAGUCUUCUAUGCGAUGUAUUUCACAAAUAUACAUUCCAUCUGAUGACUCUAUUACUCCCACAGUCUUCAAAGGUCUUUACAGUUCAUCUAAGCGAGAAAUCAAAGACACAAUUCCACAUAUUCUAGAGGAUGCUGAGAUAUACGGCUCGAAGUCACAACAUGCUAGACGCCGGCCGCAAACCCCGUUGGCAAGAUCUACUCGGAGAGCUCCGCUCCAGCAAAGCUUGAAGGUUCUCCAGCCAGGAGCGACAACGGUUGAUAUCCCUGGAACAGGGAGCGGCAAAGAAAACAUUCCUCCUGGGUUUUCUGUUAUCACCGACAACAAAAGCAAAUCAAAAAUCCAUUCACCAAUGUCCAAAAUGGCCUGUCCAGCUGCGCAAAAUGCUACUCCCAGAACACACAUAAGAACCAAGCCCAAACAAACGCAAAAAGAGCCACCGAAGCCAGUGGCUCUGGGUGAAACCCGAGGCAAUGCCGUCAGAGUCAGAGUCCCUAAAAAGAUAGAACAUCCACCACCUGCUGAGACAGCUUGGGUCCCUCCUUGGAAGCGUACCUACUCGGCCGUCGUCAUUCAACGUACAUGGCGGUCAUUUACAGAGCGACGGAAUAAGCACGCGUGUGCUAUAGUCACGUCCAGGGCAGAGUUCGCAUGUGAGGUGAUUGCUCGAUGGUGGCGCUGUGUCAAAGCCCGCAAGCUGCGAGAGCAGACAAAUCAGGUCAAGCUGAUGGAGAGAACUGAACAAAGGCCUCGACGCAGAUCUGCUGGUCAGAGAUCGCCUGCUCGACAGAAUCAACCCAAUUCUGGCCGCCGAGGCAUUCGGCGCCUCUAA